AUGGCUGUCACCUGUCGGGAGUUCCUCCGGCCGAGUCGUUGCUUCCGAGGCGCCGAGAGCAGCGCCGCGGCGAAAAAACGGGAAGAAGGAAAGACGCGAUCCGAGCAGAGACAGCUAGAGAUACCGUUGAGAAACGUCCGGCGGACACAGAGACAACACAGGACGAACAGGGCCGUUUACUGCCACAACGAAAAUCACGAGGCACACAACUCCCAGUCAUGCGCUCUGUGCCUAAAGAAUCCAGACGCCACCUUGACGCGGAAUCCACGCAAAAGGGCAGCGAGGACGCAGGACAGAAACGAAGAAGAAAGGCAGAGGACACAGCCGGAAAAGAGAAGCAAAGGCCAGAAGGUUGCUCCGGGCGCGCCUACGAGAGAAGAGGGGGAUGACAGCGCCACAGGAAAGCGCCGAUCCAACUCUCUGCUGAGGCCGGGGGGGAGCAGCAACCGAGGGGCGGCGCAACAGAAAGGACAACAGGCUCUAGAGGAGGAAGCACACGAGGCGGAAAGAAGAGAGAGAAGAAGAAGAAGAGAGAAGAGACGGAGAAGAGAAAAAGAAAAGGGAUCGCUAAGUCGUCAUUCGGCAAAAAAGGGAAGAAAAAAACCUAGUGGGGAAGCAAGGGAAGCCACCAUAGUAUAUGCUGCCGGUCCUACAGGUCCUCUUCUAUGCUCUCUCCUGGGCUGCAGCGCCGCGCCACCCCAACCGACACACUCUCCUCGACACACGGCCACGCCUCUCUUCAAAAACCCGAAGACGAACCUUCCUCCUCCUUCCUCCUCCUCUUGCUCCGCCUUCUCCCCUUCCCCCUCCUCCUCCUCUCGCGGCCCUCUCUCGGCUGCUGGCUUCUCGUUCACCCACCUCUCAUCAUCAUCAUCUUGCCCUCCACCACGCCUGGCUCGUCGCACCACACCCUUCCAGCCCGCGCGUGCGCACACGACCCUCUCUGUCCUCGCCCUCUCUCUUUAUAAACGCCGGUCCCACCGAGGCUGCGCCGCCGCAGAGACCCGACGGAGGAACUUCGCAGAACGAAGCGCCGAAGGCAGUCCGGACCCCUCUUGGCGUCUCUGCUCGACAAGGCGUCCGUGUCACCUCGUGCGAAAUCGCGACACGGAGAGAAGGGCAGGGGGGGAGGGGGGGGACGGGAAGAAUGACCCUGCGAGUGAAGCAGCUGAUCAAAAACUGACCGAGGCGUGCAGCUGUCGCGCCGUCCCAGAGCCUGGCACCGGCGACCCCCCGGCCCUCCCCCCACUACAACGGCGUUGA
Messenger RNA from Besnoitia besnoiti, 1263 nucleotides. RefSeq lists its product as uncharacterized. The transcript has 2 exons. The coding region runs from base 1 to 1263 and encodes 420 amino acids. NCBI's taxonomy places the organism in Eukaryota, Apicomplexa, Conoidasida, Eucoccidiorida, Sarcocystidae. The record is from RefSeq and is a predicted model, not a curated record.